AUGGCCAACGAACGCGAGAGCAAGACUUUCCUCGCCCGCCUCUGUGAGCAGGCUGAGCGUUACGAUGAGAUGGUCACCUUCAUGAAGGAGGUUGCCAAGCUCGGUGGUGAGCUCACCGUUGAUGAGCGCAACCUCCUCUCCGUUGCCUACAAGAACGUCGUCGGCACCCGCCGCGCCAGCUGGCGCAUCAUCUCCUCCAUUGAGCAGAAGGAGGAGUCCAAGGGCUCCGAUAAGCACGUCGCCAUCAUCAAGGAGUACAGGCAAAAGAUUGAGACCGAGCUUGAGACCGUCUGCAAGGAUGUCCUCGAGGUCCUCGACGAGGCCCUCAUCCCCCACGCCGCCACUGGCGAGUCCAAGGUCUUCUACCACAAGAUGAAGGGUGACUACCACCGUUAUCUUGCCGAGUUUGCUUCCGGCGAGAAGCGCAAGAACGCUGCGACCGCGGCUCACGAGGCUUACAAGAACGCUACCGAUGUUGCUCAGACCGAGCUCACUCCCACCCACCCUAUCCGCCUGGGUCUCGCCCUCAACUUCUCCGUUUUCUACUACGAGAUUCUUAACUCCCCUGACCGCGCCUGCCACCUCGCUAAGCAGGCUUUCGAUGAUGCCAUUGCCGAGCUCGACUCGCUGUCCGAGGAGUCUUACCGCGACAGCACCCUUAUCAUGCAGCUCCUCAGGGAUAACCUCACUCUCUGGACCUCGUCCGAUAAUGGCGAGCCUGAGGCCGCUGCUGAGGCCCCCAAGGCCGAGGAGAAGGCUGAAGAGAAGGCUGAGGCUGCUGAGGAGAAGGCUCCCGAGGAGCAGUAA
Molecule: messenger RNA, 807 nt
Organism: Neurospora hispaniola
Lineage: Eukaryota; Fungi; Ascomycota; Sordariomycetes; Sordariales; Sordariaceae
Product: 14-3-3 domain-containing protein
Exons: 5
Coding region: 1-807 (268 amino acids)
Biological process (GO): signal transduction; intracellular protein localization
Cellular component (GO): cytoplasm
Source: RefSeq, a predicted model, not a curated record